AUGCCCCAACAGAGGACAGAAAUGGUGAACCAAACAUCCCAAGUCAAGGGGUUUGAUACCGUACCGAGGACUAAAUGGCGCCGGGGAGAUAUGGCGUCGCGAAUGGUUCAGGCCCAACCCCAGCCUUGCUUCAGUAUCCAGGGCUCUGCUAAAGUUGACCUUGUAUUUUCCCGUGGUUCUCGUGAGACCAACAUGAUUAAUAACUUAAACAAAAAAAGCGAAGAUAGUGAAAAGGAUGAUAACAACCGAAAAGCAUCAUUGAACGUUAGCACUGACCUGAUGAGGAUCAAUGCCUGGGAACAGCUUGGGCAACUCAUUGAUGGUAAAAAGUUGAAGCAGCCUCCAAGUCAGCUGCCAAAAAGACAAUUUCUGCCAUCAAGGGCACGGAACAUAGUAGAAAAAUUAUCGGCUGUAGAUACCGGAGCCGACGCAGAUAGCGAGUCUGCUGUAGACAUUCAGCCUCGGUCUGUCAAACGAAAAGACCGAACGCCGCCGGAAACCGGGACUAAAAAGAGGAGAGAGGAGACACAGACAAUUUUCCCUUUUCUAACAAAGAGCAAAGGUAAGGAACACACAGACACAAAGACGGAAAUGGGAUGGCAACAGCUGGUACCGCAAGAUGUCAAGUUUACAAAAACGUGGUGCUGGGUGUUAAAGGAAAAAAACCUAAAAAUGAAGAUUUUGCAACUAAACAUAAAUCACUGCAAGGUGGCACAUGAUCUGCUUAUGCAGACUGUGCGAGAGCUGAAAGUAGAUCUGGCAAUAAUAUCGGAACCCUAUAAACAUUUGAAUACACAGCCACUGACCCAAAGUGCAAAGCAGUACUCCCUUGUGGUCAUAGCUGGAGAUUUUAAUGCCUGGGCUGUAGACUGGGACAGUAAAGAAACCAAUGCAAGAGAGAAUGCGCUCCUAGAAGCCAUGGCAAUAUUAGAUGUUGUCUUAUUGAAUAACGGAGAUAAACCCACAUUUGUUAGAAAAAAAGUGAACUCAAUAGUGGACUUCACAUUUGUAAGCUGCUGCCUGGUAAAAGGAAACCUUUCAUGGAAAGUUAUGGACAUCUACACGGCAAGCGAUCAUAGUGCACUACUCUGGGAGUAUUUCAAACUACCCAGAGUAUUCAAACAAAUAAAUUCAGAAUUAGAAUAG
This is a messenger RNA of Helobdella robusta, 1146 nucleotides long. RefSeq lists its product as hypothetical. The record is from RefSeq and is a predicted model, not a curated record. Lineage: Eukaryota; Metazoa; Annelida; Clitellata; Rhynchobdellida; Glossiphoniidae. Gene Ontology annotation, molecular function: catalytic activity. Bases 1 to 1146 code for a protein of 381 amino acids. The transcript has 5 exons.